AUGCGGGUCAACGAGCACUGGGCUUCUCCCCACACCAGAUUCAUGGACCUAGCUGAAGUGAUCGUGGUCAUCGGCGGUUGCGACCGCAAGGGUCUACUGAGGCUGCCCUUCGCCGACGCCUACCACCCACAGAGCCAGCGCUGGACCCCACUGCCCAGCCUGCCCGGCUACACUCGCUCAGAGUUCGCUGCCUGUGCUUUCCGCAAUGACGUCUACGUCUCCGGAGGCCACAUCAACAGCCGUGACGUAUGGAUGUUUAGCUCCCACCUGCACACCUGGAUCAAGGUAGCCUCACUGCUCAAGGGCAGGUGGAGACACAAGAUGGCAGUUGCCCAGGGUCAGCUGUUCGCGGUGGGCGGCUUCGACGGCCUGCGGCGGCUGCGCAGCGUGGAGCGCUACGACCCCUUCUCCAACACCUGGGCGGCCGCCCCGCCCCUCCCGGAGGCGGUGAGCUCCGCGGCGGUGGCGCCCUGCGCGGGCCAGCUCUACGUGAUCGGGGGCGCCGGACAGGACGGCGUCAACACUGACAAGGUGCAGUGCUUUGACCCCAAGGAGGACCGGUGGAGUCUGCGGUCACCAGCACCUUUCUCACAGCGAUGUCUCGAGGCUGUCUCCCUUGAGGACACCAUCUAUGUGGUGGGGGGCCUCAUGAGCAAAAUCUUCACCUACGAUCCUGGCACAGAUGUCUGGGGGGAGGCAGCUGUCCUCCCCAGCCCUGUGGAGAGCUGUGGCGUGACUGUGUGUGACGGGAAGGUCCACAUUCUUGGCGGGCGGGAUGACCGUGGGGAAAGCACCAACAGGAUCUUCACCUUUGACCCCAGCAGUGGGCAGGUAGAGGCCCAGACAUCCCUGCAGCGCUGCACCAGCUCCCAUGGCUGUGUCACCAUCGUCCAGAGCCUGGGCAGGUGACUCAGACUUGGACGGUCCGAGCCAGGAGGCAGAGAAGCAGGUGGAAUUCAGGCACACCACCCUGCUCCCUCGUGGCACCUCCAUAGCCCCUUAACUUAUUAUUGGCCCCUUUCUUGUAGAAAUAAAACCUCGUUGGGUCUGUGUUCCAGCUUGAGCCUGCUCUGCCUGAAGAAGUAAU
Messenger RNA from Carlito syrichta (Philippine tarsier), 1087 nucleotides. RefSeq names its product kelch like family member 35 (gene KLHL35). The record is from RefSeq and is a predicted model, not a curated record. The transcript is spliced from 5 exons. Gene Ontology annotation, molecular function: protein binding. NCBI's taxonomy places the organism in Eukaryota, Metazoa, Chordata, Mammalia, Primates, Tarsiidae. The coding region runs from base 1 to 909 and encodes 302 amino acids.